AGGGCGGGGCCUCAGCUCCAGUCGUCGCUGUGACCACAAGAAAGGAACCGGGAGAUCCGCGAAAAAACGUCGGGUCUUUCUACGGGUCGUUUCCCCCUCAGAUCACAGUAAUCCUUCGGUACCGCGGACCGCCAUGGCCUGCGGAGCGACGUUGAAGCGAUCCCUGGAGUUCGAGGCCCUCCUCAGCCCCGGGUCCCCCAAGCGGAGGCGGUGCAGCCCGCUACCGGGGGCUCCGAGCACUCCCUCACCGCAGAGGUGCAACCUCCGCCCGCCGGUCGACAACCCCUCGAUGUCCCCGGUUCCCACCGCCGGAGGGGAGACCCGGCUGACCCCAGAGCAGAUCUUCCAGAACCUCCGUCAUGAGUACAGCCGUAUCCAGCGGCGACGGCAGCUGGAGGCCGCCUUCAACCAGAGCGAGGCGGCCAGCCCCAGCAGCGCUCUGACCGCGCCCUGCUCCCCCCCAGGCAGCUCCAGGAAGGACGCGCCGUGGUUCACCCUGCGCCAGGUGAGCUACCUGUGUGAGCGUCUGCUGAAGGACCACGAGGAGAAGAUCCGCGAGGAGUACGAACAGAUCCUUAACACAAAACUCGCAGAACAAUAUGAAUCUUUUGUGAAAUUCACACAAGACCAAAUAAUGCGAAGAUACGGAGCGCGGCCAGCCAGUUACGUCUCCUGAACGCCCGACGCGCCGACCCCCCCCCCGAGCCUCUCUCUUCCAAGAUGGCCGCCCUCGGCUCCUCCUCCACUUUUACAGUUUUUAAGUUGUUUUUUGUUUUUGUAUUUCUUUGAUCCGUUUUGGUUGCCAUGACGAUGUAUCUCCUCCCUUUGAUCCUCUGGUUCUCUGCUCCGGAGUCGUUAAUCUGAGCGUUAAUUGUACAAAGCCCCCCCCCCCCCCCACCACACACACCUGGUGACGGAGGCUCCAGCUGGACCCGCUGCGCACCAGAACCUGCUCCACCCCCUCCCCCCUCUAACAGCCCCCACCCCCCGCUACACCCUCCAUUUAACAGCCCCACCCCCGCAACACCCUCCCCCUGCUUUGCUCCUCUUGCCCCCCCCCCCCCCUCCUUCUUUUGCAUAAAUAAAAGUUCUGUGAAGCA
Messenger RNA from Gadus macrocephalus (Pacific cod), 1100 nucleotides. RefSeq names its product akirin 1 (gene akirin1). The transcript has 5 exons. Gene Ontology annotation, cellular component: chromatin; nucleus. The record is from RefSeq and is a predicted model, not a curated record. Lineage: Eukaryota; Metazoa; Chordata; Actinopteri; Gadiformes; Gadidae. Gene Ontology annotation, biological process: positive regulation of myoblast differentiation; positive regulation of macrophage chemotaxis; positive regulation of lamellipodium assembly. Gene Ontology annotation, molecular function: transcription coregulator activity. The coding region runs from base 134 to 676 and encodes 180 amino acids.